AUGGGGCUCCUGCCCAAGCCCGGCGCGCGACAAGGCAGCGGCGCCUCCUCGGGCUCAGCCCGCCGCUGUCCCGGCUCUAUCUUCAGCAACAUUAAGGUGUUCGUGCUCUGCCAUGGCCUCCUGCAGCUCUCCCAGCUCCUGUACAGCGCCUACUUCAAGAGCAGCCUCACCACCAUCGAGAGGCGCUUUGGUCUCUCCAGUUCCUCCUCAGGUCUCAUUUCCAGCUUGAAUGAGAUCAGCAACGCCAUCCUCAUCAUCUUCGUCAGCUACUUUGGCAGCCGGGUGCACCGUCCUAGGCUGAUCGGCAUUGGGGGUCUCCUCCUAGCUUCGGGUGCCUUCAUCCUCACGCUCCCACACUUCCUCUCAGAGCCCUACCAGUACACCGUGGCCAGCGCCGGGAACAGCAGCCUCUUCCAUGCAGAGCUUUGUCAGAAGCAUUGGAAGGAUCUGCCCCCCAGUAAGUGCCACAGCAGCACCCAGGACACCCGGAAGGAGACCAGCAGCAUGUGGGGUCUUAUGGUGGUCGCCCAGUUGCUGGCAGGCAUUGGGACAGUGCCCAUUCAGCCAUUUGGGAUCUCCUAUGUGGACGACUUCUCGGAGCCCAACAAUUCGCCCCUGUACAUCUCCAUCUUAUUUGCCAUCUCCGUAUUUGGACCGGCUUUUGGGUUCCUGCUGGGCUCUGUCAUGCUGCAGAUCUUUGUGGACUAUGGCAGGGUGAACACAGCCUCAGUUAACUUGAGCCCCGAAGACCCCCGAUGGAUUGGAGCCUGGUGGUUGGGCCUGAUCAUUUCCUCGGCCUUAUUGGUUUUCACCUCCUUCCCUUUUUUCUUCUUUCCUCGCACAAUGGCCAGAGAAGUGGAGAGGUCUCCUGCCAUAGCAGACGAGGCGAGGAAGAUGAAGGUCAAGCCAAGAGGCUCCCUGGUGGAUUUCAUUAAACGGUUUCCCCGCAUCUUCCUGAGGCUCCUCAUGAACCCGCUCUUCAUGCUGGUGGUCCUGGCGCAGUGCACCUUCUCCUCCGUCAUCGCCGGCCUCUCCACAUUCCUCAACAAGUUCCUGGAGAAGCAGUACGGCGCCUCCACGGCCUAUGCCAACUUCCUCAUCGGUGCUGUGAACCUCCCCGCGGCGGCCUUAGGGAUACUGUUUGGAGGAAUCCUCAUGAGGCGUUUUGUUUUCUCUCUGCAAACCAUUCCCCGGGUGGCUGCCACCAUCAUGACCAUCUCCAUUAUCUUGUGUGCCCCUCUCUUCUUGAUGGGAUGCUCCACCCCGCUCGUGGAAGAGGUCUACCCACCUAGCACAUCAAGUUCUAUACAUCCGCAGCCUCCCGCCUGCCGCAAGGACUGUGCGUGCCCGGAUUCCAUCUUCCACCCUGUCUGCGGAGACAAUGGGGUAGAAUACCUCUCCCCGUGCCAUGCGGGCUGCAGCCACAUCAACAUCAGCUCUGUAGCCUCCAAGCAACAGAUCUAUUUGAACUGCAGCUGUGUGGUCGGGGGAUCUGCUUCAGCAAAGACAGGAUCGUGCCCCAUCCCCUGUGCCCACUUCCUGCUCCCGUCCACCUUCCUCAUCUCCUUUGUGUCUCUCAUCGCCUGCAUCUCCCACAACCCCCUCUACAUGAUGGUCCUGCGGGUGGUGAACCAGGAGGAAAAGUCGUUUGCCAUUGGGGUACAGUUCUUGCUAAUGCGUCUGCUGGCCUGGCUGCCAUCUCCAGCCCUCUACGGCCUCACCAUCGACUACUCCUGUAUCCGGUGGAACUCGCAGUGCUCUGGGCAGCGAGGGGCCUGUGCCUACUACAACAACGAUGCUCUCCGAGACAGGUACCUGGGCCUGCAGGUGGGCUACAAGGUGCUGGGCACGCUGCUGCUCUUCUUCGUCAGCUGGCGGGUGACCAAGAACAAGGAGUACAACGUGCAGGAGAAAGCUGCCGGCCUCAUCUGAGUCUUGGCCCCUGGCCGGGCACCUCCCGGCUUGAGUGCGGGCCUGCCCUUUCAUGCCUGCCUGUAUUUACUAAUGUUAAUAUGUCAUUUCCUUUUCGUUUUUUAAAUAAGAAAACAACCCCAGUCACCAUCUGCUUUCCUUGCCUCCUCCCAAAGGCCCCCACUCAGGGUUCCUUAGGGCCGCUGUGCUCCUGGGCGGGGUGGGCACACGGCUGCAGGGCUGGGUUUUCACUGGCUCCUUGGGAGAGUUCCCAUGUGCCCACGGGCUCCUCAGUGCUGGGCCCUCCAGUGAGGCAGCCUCCGUCCCUUGCCAGGCCUGUGGGGGGUGGUUUCCUAAAUGGAGAGAGAAAAGGGGUGUCUGUCCAGAGAAAGAAAGGAGUGGGCUGAGUGGGCUAGAGGAUGGGGGAACCUGGCUGUUGCCCCCUUUGAAUCGGUUCAGAAUCAACAUAGCACCCAAGAGGGGCUGGCUCCCCUCCUCUCAGACCCUCGCUUCCUGCCUCAAGAGGUCAUUUUGGAAGCUGCCAUGUAGGGAAGUAGGGCAAGCUGGUCCCCUCCAGUUACCCACACUCAGGCACUAGAGCAAGGACCAGGACACCCCGAGAAUGACUCAUCCAAACACUGUUCAUAUGAAUUCUAGACCCUUCUGUACAUGGGUCUGUGCAUGUUUGUCUCUGUCUUUCUGGGAGUACAUUUCAAACUAAGGAAGCUGCACCAUGGUGAAGACCUGAGGAAGGCUGUGAGGUGGUCAUGGUGCCCAACCUCCCAUCCCCACAGUGUGGGGCAAGACUCCUCAUCUCAGAGUGGUCUGAAGACCCUCUCCAAGUUUCCCUGGGAGCAAUGAGGCGGCUUCACACGGGCUUCCCUGUCUGGACUUCAGAUACCACAGAAUAAAGAGAAGCAGCCCCGGAGGUUAGCAAAACAAGUGACAAAGCUGAGGGAAGGUCCAGUGCUGCCAAGCUGGAUGGUGAGCCACAGUCCACAAAACAGAGGCUGGUGAGGUUGGCUUUCGUGGUUUCAAACACUUGUUUUCAGUUUUCUCUCCUCUUCUUACGGCCUCCGGAGGUGGUGCCCUCUAUGGGCCUGAGUUGAGAGACAUUGCAGCUGUGUGGCAGAGGUUCAGAGUUAGAAGCCAACAAAGGAGGCCUUUCAUCCACAGAUAUAUUUAUUGGACUUUGUACAAGGCAGUGCUAAUGCACGGUUCUCCACUGAGCUUCCCCGAGAUCCCACCUGGCCUCUCUCCAUCUACACUAGGGGCUCCUCCCAGAGUGUGCUGGGUGGGCACUGGUGGGAACAGGGAAGGCACAGCAAAAACCCAGAGACUGUCAACAGGAUCUUGACCAUCCAUGCCCCAAGACUGACCCUGUUCCUGGCCCUUUGCCAGACAGAGGCCUGGCUGAACUGCAUCUUCUGGAGCAACUGGGCACUGGUCAUUGCCACAUGUGGAUCUCCUGAGUGCCAUUCCUCAUGGAAGACUCCUCCAGAAACAUAUCAGAAGCCACCUCUGGAAAGGCCAAAAUAUGUAUGUCAAUGGCCAAACUGCCAUGAGACUGAACUCUGUGAAAGUCACGGUUACCGAGGCCUCAUUUCCAAAGCCACCCACCUUAUUUCCAAAGACCUCACCCAGGAAGCGAAGCUCCAUGCAACCUCAGGGGCCAGUUUCAGCAUUUAAAAUGGCCCCACUUAGAAACCAAUUCCCUGCAACUAACCCUGAUCUUUCUUGCUGCAAUUUAACCAAAUUCUGAAGUCACUGCCUUCAGCUGAACUCACGAACAGUGAAUGCCAACCUUCAGAUUCUGAAAGAUCGGUUGUCCUCCCAAACCUUUAUUCUAUUAUGAUAUUGCUAUUAAUAUAUUAUAAUUUUGCUAUUGAUA
This is a messenger RNA of Miniopterus natalensis, 3802 nucleotides long. RefSeq names its product solute carrier organic anion transporter family member 2A1 (gene SLCO2A1). Gene Ontology annotation, biological process: transmembrane transport; sodium-independent organic anion transport; prostaglandin transport. Gene Ontology annotation, cellular component: basolateral plasma membrane. Gene Ontology annotation, molecular function: protein binding; prostaglandin transmembrane transporter activity. The record is from RefSeq and is a predicted model, not a curated record. Lineage: Eukaryota; Metazoa; Chordata; Mammalia; Chiroptera; Miniopteridae.